UAUGUAUUAUAUCAUUCUUUCAGAAUCCAUAUCAACUAAGUUAGCAUUCAAUGUCUAGCCAAGCCCACACGCAGUUCCUUGACAAAUGGCUAACUCUCUGCUCCGCCACAACCACCACGGCCACUGCCAAUUCCGCCGCUAAGACCACCGCACGAGCCAUUGUUCAAGCAUGGACCACGCUCCGUGACACUCUUCAAUCCCCUUCAGCUGAAGAGUCCCAGCAAUUGCACCAAAGCCUUCAAACCCUAGUAAAUUCCCAGUCCUCCCUCCACGUGGCAGAACCCCAAGCCAAGCUCCUCCUCGCUCUUCUGCAAUCCGCCACCUCACGUCGCUCCUUUCCCCUCCUCCUCACACUCCUUUACGUCUGGGUUCGAAAAUCCCCCAACCCCAAUCCCACAAUCGUUGAUUCCGCACUCGGAAUUCUCUCUUCAAAUGUCUCCGAUGAUGCCAUAUUCCCUGAAAGUCUUCUCCUUUUGGGCGCUUUCUCCUCAUCCCAUACCGUUUCUGAGAAAACCAAGACUAUUUGUUUGGACAUGAUGGUGAAACUGUUGGCGGGGGUGAACAAGGGUAAACUGUUUUCUGAAAUGCCGCGUGUUCUUGCUGGAAUUGGUUACGCUUUGUCGUCUUCAGUGACUGUUCACUGUGUGGAGAUGUUGGGUUUGCUGUUUAGGAUUUGGGGAAAGGGAGAGGGCUGUGUUGCUCAUGGACUCAUGGUUCUUUAUAUGUUUGAUUGGGUUGUGGAGAAUUUAGUUGGUUUUGGGUAUUCGGAUAAGAUAGGUGUUUUAGUUCGAGAAGGUUUCGGGAGGUUUAAUGAGGAACAUGCUUCGUUUGCGGUUUUCAUGGCCGCGGUUGGAGUGUUGCGGGCUUUGGAAAGAAGAGGAGUGGGAGCUGACCUUGUUUCUGGAAUGGGGGUGAAGGAUUGCGUGGUUGGUAGGACGGAAAGUUUGGUUAGUGAUUUGGUUUCGAGGAGGUUGAGGUUUGGUUGUAGUGGUGAUAAUGAGGGGGAUGUUGAGGAAGACAGGCUUUUGCUUCGGUGUGCGUCGUUAGGAUUGACUCGGACCGUAGCAUUUUCGGUACAUUCGUCUUUGUUUAUUUGUCUUGCUUUAGCGUUGCUGACUGAGAUAUUUCCUUUGCCGCGUUUGUAUCAAUCGGUGUUUGAGAAGUCGCGUGAGUCUGGUGGUGUGGAGCUUAAGGAGAUCAGAGAAAAUUUGAAUGGUGUACUGUUCAAGGAAGCAGGAGCUGUGACUGGGGUGUUGUGCAGUCAGUAUUCUUUAGCUGAUGAAGAAAGUAAGAAUGUGGUUGAGAAUCUUAUGUGGGAAUACUGCCGGGAUGUCUACUCUGGACACAGGCGAUUGGCUGUGAUGUUUAAGGGUGAGAAAGAUGAGUUGCUUGAAGGUUUGGAAAAAAUUGCAGAAUCUGCUUUUCUUAUGGUUGUGGUAUUUGCUUUGGCUGUGACAAAACACAAGCUGAACUCCAGUUUUGCUCAAGAAAUACAGAUGGAUGUGUCGUUGAAGAUACUGGUUUCAUUUUCUUGCAUGGAGUAUUUUCGCCACGUCCGUUUGCCAGAGUAUUUGGAGACCAUUCGCAAGGUGGUUGCAGGUGUUAAGAAUGAACAUGCUUGUACUUCUUUCGUGAAUUCCAUGCCCUCUUAUGCUGACUUGACAAACAGUCCAGACCAGAGAACCAAUUACAUAUGGUCAAAGAAUGAAGUGCAAACGGCCCGCGUUUUGUUUUGCCUACGAGUCAUUCCAACUUUCGUUGAAUGUUUGCCCAGUCUCGUAUUCAGAAACGUCGUAGCUCCAAUUAUGUUCUUAUAUAUGGAGCACCCAAAUGAUAAAGUAGCUCGAGCCUCUCAUUCUGUGUUCAUGACAUUUAUGACUAUGGGGAGGGAUUCUGAAAAGAAUGAUGAAGCUUCAUUGAAGGAGCAGCUUGUUUUCCAUUACAUGCAGAGAUCCUUAUUGGGAUAUCCUGGUGUUACUCCUUUUGAGGGUAUGGCUUCUGGGGUUGUAGGAAUGGUCCAACAUCUUCCUGCUGGAAGCCCUGCCAUCUUUUAUUGCAUUCAUAGUCUCGUUGAAAAAGCUAACGAGCUCUGUUCUGAAGUCUUCACUUACGAGACUGAUGCGUGGAAGAAGUGGCAAGGAGAGCCAGAACCAAGCAAGAAAUUAAUGGACCUUCUUUUACGCUUAGUUUUCCUUGUUGAUAUACAAGUCUUGUCCGACUUGAUGAAGCUGUUGGCACAGCUGAUCACCAAGUUACCACGUGAUGCACAGAACAUUGUUUUAAAUGAGUUAUAUUCACAAGUGGCUGAUUCUGAUGAUGUUGUCCGCAAGCCCACACUAGUUUCAUGGCUUCAGUCGUUAUCUUUCCUUUGCACAAAGGCCACAGAUCAAAAUGCAGCCAACCGAAAAAGUGAAACUGGAGGUAGUCUCAGUAUUGCAGAUCCAUCAAACAGCGGAAGAAUAACUGCACGACUUUAAAUACUGCAAACCACUGUGUGAAAAUUAUGCCCUUCAAAAGUUUUUAGUACUGGAACCAGAUGCUUGUUUGAUCGGCCUUUAAAGACCUGGGUCCAGGCGAGGAAAGCAACCGUUUUAAUCAAUAUUGUCUUUUGUCAGGGAAGAAAAAUGGCAGAUACAAAUCAAGAUUUGAGCUAAAUUGAAUGUCUGAUGAUAUGAACAAAGAACUGGAAGGACAUAUCAGGAAGAUUCAAAAUGUUUGAGAGGAAGAAGUGGAAACCUAUUUUAUGGGUACCACAGACACACCCACACUGAAUUUCCUGAUAACAGAAUUGCACUUGGCAGGAUCAACAGCUACCCCUUGGCCAGAAAUGACUUGUUCUAGAUAUUCAAGGCUUCCCUUCCCAAAAUAACAUUUCUUCUUGUUCACCAAUAAGCCAUGUUUUCUUAGAGCAUUUAGCACAGUCCUCACAUGCUCAUAAUGACAAUUCAUAGUCUUGCUAAAAAUAAGGAUAUCAUUAAAGAACACUAAAGCAAACUUUCUCAAAUAUGGCUUAAGCACUUGAUUCAUGAGAGCUUGAAAUAUGGAUGGGGCAUUAGUAAGCCCAAAAGACAUGACCAGAAGCUCGUAGUGGCCUUCUUGGGUCCUGAAGGCUGUCUUAGGGACAUCUUCUCUUAAGUGAAUCUGGCGAUACCCGACUCAAGGUGUAGCUUAGAAAAAAACAUGGGCUCCUCCCAACUUAUCUAUAAGUUCAUCUAUUAUUGGUAUUGGAAAGUUAUCUAGUACUAUAAGUUUAAGACACGAUAAUCAACACAAAACCUUUAUCUUCUUUCUUCUUUACUUUAGUCAAAAGAAUUUUUAAAGGUC
This is a messenger RNA of Vigna radiata var. radiata (mung bean), 3324 nucleotides long. RefSeq lists its product as uncharacterized. Bases 51 to 2477 code for a protein of 808 amino acids. Lineage: Eukaryota; Viridiplantae; Streptophyta; Magnoliopsida; Fabales; Fabaceae. The record is from RefSeq and is a predicted model, not a curated record. The transcript is spliced from 7 exons.